Messenger RNA from Thunnus maccoyii (southern bluefin tuna), 4467 nucleotides. RefSeq names its product ecto-NOX disulfide-thiol exchanger 1 (gene enox1). Gene Ontology annotation, biological process: ultradian rhythm. Gene Ontology annotation, cellular component: external side of plasma membrane; plasma membrane. The record is from RefSeq and is a predicted model, not a curated record. NCBI's taxonomy places the organism in Eukaryota, Metazoa, Chordata, Actinopteri, Scombriformes, Scombridae. The transcript is spliced from 14 exons. Gene Ontology annotation, molecular function: RNA binding; protein-disulfide reductase activity. The coding region runs from base 20 to 1918 and encodes 632 amino acids.
AGAGAGGAGAGAAGACACAAUGGCUAGCACAGCUGAUGGUGUAGGCAGUCUGGGUGAGAACCACUUGAGUGUCCCUGUCAGUGAUCAUGGAGCCUGGGCCACGGCCAUGAACAACCUGGGAAUCAUGCCCAUGGGCAUCAGUGGGCAGCAGUUGGUUUCAGAAUCUCUGUGUCUCCAGAGGUUCGAUCCUGGGCUAGGCCUCAUCACACCCAUAAACCCCAUGAUGGCGGGCAUCAGCCUGGUCCCUCCCCCACCCGUAACCCCAGAAAUGCCUGUCAUCAAGGAGAUAAUCCACUGCAAGAGCUGCACCCUCUUUCCUCAGAAUCCAAACCUGCCCCCUCCAUCGACACGAGAGCGCCCCCCUGGCUGUAAGACCGUGUUUGUUGGAGGCUUGCCAGAGAACGCCACAGAGGAAAUCAUCAGGGAAGUGUUCGACCAGUGCGGGGAGAUCACCGCCAUCCGCAAGAGCAAGAAGAACUUCUGCCACAUCCGCUUCAGUGAGGAGUUCAUGGUGGACAAGGCUAUUUAUCUAUCAGGGUAUCGAAUGCGUAUUGGAUCCAGCACCGAUAAAAAGGACUCAGGGAGGAUCCAUGUUGACUUUGCCCAGGCCAGAGAUGACUUGUAUGAAUGGGAGUGCAAACAGCGCUUACUGGCCAGAGAAGAAAGACAUCGCCGCAAGAUCCAUGAAGAUCGCCUGCGCCCACUGUCUCCUCCUCCUGUUGUGCACUACUCUGAACAUGAAGCGGUUAUGUUAGCAGAGAGACUGAAAGACGACCACAAGUUCAGUGAGGCCACGGCAGUGCUGUUCACCUGGAUCGACCGGGGCGAAGUCAACCGCCGGACCGCCAAUCACUUCUACUCCAUGAUCCAGUCAGCCAACAGCCACGUUCGCCGGCUGAUGAGUGAGAAAGCUCAGCAUGAGGAGGAGAUGGAGCGGGCUAAAGAGAUCUUCAAGAACGCCCUGCUGGCCAUAUUAACACAAUUCGAGCAGAUCAACACCGUUUUCACCGCCGCCACCAGGCAAAAGGCAUGGGACCAUUUCUCAAAAGCACAACGCAAGAACAUAGACAUUUGGCGCAAGCAGUGUGAGGAGCUGAGAAACGCCCAUAGCGAAGAGAUCAUGGGCAUCCGACGAGAAGAGGAAAUGGAGAUGUCAGAUGACGAUUUGGGUGAAAAUCCCUGUAAGAAGAUGCGUACUGAGGAAAACGGAGUGUGUGAUCAGACUCAGGUGUCUCUGAAAGAGGAGAAUGACUCCCUGCGUUGGCAGCUGGACGCCUACAGGAACGAGGUGGAGCUUCUGAGGAAGGAGCAGAGCAAAGCCAGCCGCCCAGAGGAUGAUCAGACACACAUACUGACAAACUCACACACACAUUCACACAGUCCAGAGGCUCAGAUACAGCUGCUACAGCAGACCAUGCACAACAUGCAGCAGCAACUCCUGAGCCUGCAGGAGCAGCUGACAAGUAAGGAGGCUGAGUUGGAGCAGGCAAGAGAGGGGCAUCGCAACCUGCAGGGGGAGGUGCUCACCCUUCGAGAUAAGGUGCUGAAAAAUAAUGGGGAGGCUGUGGAGAGGACCAAUGGAGAGCUACAUGAAAGGGUGGUCAAUGGGUGUAUUCCUUCGCUGUACCACAGCAGAGAGAGGAGGAGUGAGGUCAUAAUGAGAGGAGGGGUCGCGUCAGAAAAAGAGGCGCUACUUCUGGGUAUUAUAUCAACAUUCCUUCACGUCCAUCCUUUUGGUGCCAACCUUGAGUAUCUGUGGUCGUACAUACAGAGACUCGACGCAAAGGUAUCAGCGGGGGAGCUGGAGCGUCUGAUGGUCCGUCUACCCAGUAUGUUCAGGCAGGAGCUGAGUGGUGUUGGUGCAACACUGGAGAAACGGUGGAAAUUCUGUGGAUUCGACAGCCUCAGUUCCGCGUGACACAGGGAGAACGCACACACACCUUGGGGAAACACAUUAACAUGAACUUUUAAUCUAUGUGUGUGUGCGCUUCCUUCCAUCCAAUAUCGUGUUGGAAAUGGAAGUAUGUUCCAAUCAUGUUGGAAAUAUAGCAGUGCAUCAGAUGAUGAUACUCUCUAAAGCAGACACUGGAAACUGUUGAGGAGGCGGAUGUUCAGGCAUCGGAAAGGAGGAAAUCCCAAAUCAAAAGUCACUUCCUGAUAUUGGAUUGAGGUGAUAUAACUGAGAAUUGCUGAUUACAGAUAUUUAUCACAAUGAGGGGGACAGCAACAGGACCCAACACUUCACAGGCAGAAUACAUCAGACCAGAUCACACUUCACUUUGUUCAUGUUGAGGGGAUCUCCAAACCUGAGUCUCUUUGCUUUGAACUGAAUCAUGGUCCUUGGUUAUCUUGUCGGUGCAGCACCCCAAAUCAACAGAAAGAACAAGUAAAAGUUAAACCAAACUUGCUCCUUGGUGCCAUUUACGCAAUGGGUUACAAAGCAAAAUUUCAAGCCAAACAAUACAUUUAUCGACAAAAUGGGAACAUUCAUUUCCUUCUAUGUACAGAAAGUAGGUGGUCAAGGUUUGUGCAGUGCACACAUCCUCACAUCCUCCCUCCUCAUGAUACUCUGAGCAUUGGUUUGGAAAUGUAUUUAAAAACCUCCAUCCCAGUGGUGAAACAAACCAACUAAAGCAGCAACAACUCAAAACUUUUUAUAGGAACUUUUAAUACUGUGUCAUCUGAUAAAAUGAAGACUCCUGGUUGCUGAGAAAAAACAUUAAAACAUAUCUGAUACCUUCACAUAAAAAAUAACAAAUCAAUCACAAGUAUGCAUAGGGCUCUAUUUUCAUGCCUGUGCUUGCGCUGGUGACAUUGCAUUUUUCCUCUCCUGAGAUAGUGUGGUAUUAUGCUAGCUCCAUGCAUCGCAGUAGGAGGGCUGUAGAGGGUGUGUCAUUGCCAGUCCAGCAGAAUCAGGACUGCUCUUUUAACUUUGGUUGUUAAAUGUUAUAGUGGUGUGUCCCAAAACCAACUAAUUUGUGGACUGUAAACAGGAUCAUUACAGAAUAAUUGCUAGCAAAGUAAAUGAUUAAAUAGGCAACAGGUCCAUUCUCAGCUAAUCAGUAAUUAUUGUUGUAUGCAAACAAUCAAAUGUAAUUGAAUGAAACCUUUUUUUCAAAAAGUAAUACACAAAAUAGGAAAUAGGCUACAACGUACCCAACACUUUGACCCAAUUUUUAAUUUUACUUGUAUUUUAUUUAUUGCAUUACUUUAGUAUUUAAAGUUAUAAUCCUGCAGAUUUUCAUUAACCCCAUUUUGAAAGUAUUUAUGCCAGCAAUAGCAAUUAAAUGUAUUAACAUUCUGUCAUUACCUCUCUAUAUAGUAGUUUUCAUUAUGAGUGGUGUAGUCUGUCAUUCCCUUACGGGAUUCAAAUGGCCUUCACACACAAGGGAUUAACGGGAACUGAUGCAGCACAAUGCCAAAUAAAACCGCACACAUUAUAUACACUUUAUGCAAAGAAAACAUGGUGACUGCCAGACCUUCAGCAUGUCCAGAAACAUGAAUUCAACUUUAAAAGUGCUAUUGGCAGCAUAACUGAGCUGCUGUAUUCAUACUUUCAACUACAUCCCAGACAAUAAUAACUCAUUCUAAUAAUAGAUAACAGCUUCCCAAGCUGUCUGCACAUCAUGAUGGAGAGAGCUUUGUGUUUGUAGGGGAUGAAGGUAAUGAAUGUGAUUGGUCAUUGUUGUCACAGCCUGUUACACACCCACUUAUUAUGUAGAGUAUUUUUUUUUAUUUAUCCUGAAAACCAUUUCUAAUUGGAGAUAGUUUUGGAGUUGCUGUGUAAACACAAUGGGUUAAACAUGAGACUCUUUUUAGUUCUGGACUUGAUGUGUAACAGCUCUAAUGGAGGAAACCUCUCCAAGGUUUGAAUUAUCCUGACUAGCUAGGUGUGAGAAUACCCCAGGCCCGCUGUCUCAUUUGCUUCCUGCUCAGGCCUCCUUCAGAGAUCAUGGACAUAAGGGUGAAAAAGGACAAUAUUUGAGAAAUAUAAGGAUGAUGGAAUUAAGAGAGAGAAAAGAGAGAAUAGGCAUUUUGUAAAUUAUGACACAAAGAAGAGUAGUAAUUUCAAUCAUUCCACUUAAUUUAUUUCAUUAUACUGUAUGAAGAAGCUGUUCACUGAUGGCAGCAGACUGGAAUGUCUUACAUACUGUCUUUAAGUAUGAUGAAAUGAAAAAAAGUUGUUUUUUUUAAAUAUACUUCUCAGUGUUUAUAACAAUGUUUUUUUCCUGUUGAAUGGAGAUGCAGAAGCUUAGAGUGCAGACGAAGAGAGAGGUGAGCUGUGUGACAGAGUGAGGCUGGAGAAACAGAAAAUGGGAAUGGGGGAUGAAAAGGAGGAGAUGCCACAGAUUGUCCUGUUUUGUUGGUAUCAGCUUAAUGUUCUCAUUUUUGUGUUUCCAAAGACCACAAUGCUGUACAUGUAUAAUUAAAAAUGAUAAUUAUGUAAUUUUGUAUUACUCUUCCAAA